AUGAAUUUGCUCCAAAUUGCCACAGGCUCGUUGCUCUUAGUGACAGGUCUGCCGUUCACAUAUGCCACAAAAACGCCAGAUGAAUUUCACCUGUUCUCUUCCAGUCCUGAACCGCAGUUUGACAACCUCUACCUGUCUACACAAUCAACGGGUCCAUUGAACAGCAUCCCUGUAUUCCGUGACCCAGCACACGCUGCAAGCUUUUAUGUGACCAACUCUUCGGUGAACUACAUCGCUCCCAACAAAGCUCCAUGGGUGCUGGCCUUGGUACACGGAGGUAGUGCGCAGGAAAAUGUUGAAGUCAGUGUGAGCCCGAGCGCGACCGUUGCGACCAGCACCGGAUUCCACGUCAGCCAUGGCAGGCAGCUUGAAAGUGAGGACAAAAGCUGGGGAAGCUGGCUGGUAUGUGCUGGACAACAGACAUCGCUGUUGGAGCUAUUUUACCAGAACAUCACCGUGGACCGUGACAUUCCUAAUGGGUGUGGUCAAGUCCAGCUGAUUGUGGCAAACGUAUAG
Molecule: messenger RNA, 516 nt
Organism: Penicillium diatomitis
Lineage: Eukaryota; Fungi; Ascomycota; Eurotiomycetes; Eurotiales; Aspergillaceae
Exons: 2
Coding region: 1-516 (171 amino acids)
Source: RefSeq, a predicted model, not a curated record